Kwoniella shivajii is the source of this 1290-nucleotide messenger RNA. RefSeq lists its product as uncharacterized. NCBI's taxonomy places the organism in Eukaryota, Fungi, Basidiomycota, Tremellomycetes, Tremellales, Cryptococcaceae. The record is from RefSeq and is a predicted model, not a curated record. Bases 1 to 1290 code for a protein of 429 amino acids. The transcript has 10 exons.
AUGUCUGAGGGAAACAACACUUCAUCUGGUGGUUAUCCAUCAUCUGGUGACUAUCAGAUUGACAUGGACGCUAUUCUUUGGCAAUCUAUCGUAUCGACACCCGACCGUACCAUCUGGUGGAGUGUCUUCGCCUUGGUACUUCAGUCUGCUAUUGUUAGCUCGAUCGUGACAAAAACGUUUAUGUACUUUGAGUAUUUUCAAAAAAGCGAUAACCCAUUAUUUCUGGUAUUCAUAGGUUCUGGUUGUGUAGUGACUCUAUGCACCCUUGGAUUGACUUGUGCAGAGAACCACCAACUCAUAUUCCACGCGCAAACAGAAUUUCACACCAUUUUCCGAUUUUUGUUUGUAGGCGAUCAGACUAUCCUGUUGAUAGGUGCUAUAUUCAAUCUUGCAGCAGGAUCGUACUAUUCUUUUAGGGCAUGGAAGAUGUGCGGCAGUAAAAUGUACAUGACUCCUCUGUUCUUUGUGAUCCUCGUGGCACCCUUUGGAUCUGCUCUCGCUACCGUUAUCAAAGGAUAUCAAAUGCCUACGCUGGUGGUACAAAAUCUUCCACUUCUUUCCGGCUUUUUUGACGACUACGUUCGUAUUUCCAAGAUAUGGGGUGCUUUGACUCUCGCUAUGGAUUCUACUCUAUGUUUUAUCUUAACGGUUUUAUUAUUCCGAUCAAAAGAUACUGUAUUUGCCAGGGAGACCAGAAUAUUCCACAAGCUAUUUGCAUUGAUGUACGAGUCUAUGUUGCCACCUGUCAUCUUCCUCUUUAUCCUCGAAUGCGCAGAACAGGUAGCAGGCUCACCUACCACCGACUGGCGAAAAUUUACUGUCACCUGUAUCCCGAUAUUAUAUUUCCAUUCAGUACUUUCAGCGCUUGUUAGUCGACAGACCAUUCGUGGUUUGUUAGAUUCCAAAUUAUCCUCGCAAGGCAUAUCUGUGUUGUCUUCAGGACAUACAGGAAGUGGUAGUAGCAAGAAUUAUUACAAAAGUUAUCCCUCUACCGACGUUUUAACUUCGAAAAGAGCGGAAGAAGGUGGUAUUGAGAUGAAAGGAGAUUAUGAAAGUCAAAGUCAAGUUUCAGUCGGUGGUCCAAUGGUCAAGGUGGAACAGAAUCUGGCUACUUCCGAACCUGAUUCAUACGCUUUGAAUCAUCCUCACUUAUCUCCAAUAGAUGACAUCUCAACAGUCAAUCGAGAUCGAUCAAACAGGGUCGCACCACCCGUCGAAGGUCUAGAUGAUAUUUCAUAUGGUCUUAGUGUCAACCGUCCAUGGAAUAAUCCUUCUGGACGUCUCAACUAG